AUGUUGGCGCCCCAAUAUCGUCGCUCUGUAACCGAUUGCUAUGAUCGACAUCGCCCCAACAUGCCGAAUACAGCUCGUCCUCCACCGAGCAUGAAAACAGAUAAUAGCGAUAACACAUUUCACGCAAGUUUAUCCAUGUUGGAAAAUCCAACUCAGAAUUCUGCCGCUGCUUAUACCGCUAGUUGGGUUAGCAGCACCUCUAGCAUUCCACCAGAACUGAGAGAUGAGCCCGAGCGGGACGAUCUUGCAGCUGGUGCGUCUGCAGUUUUUACACCUCCGGUCAGCACGUUUGCUGACCAGUUCAGCAACAUAUCGAUCACCGAGAAAGACGGCGAAUUAUUGACUACACAAUGGGAAAACCCUACGAUUCUUGCGGCACAGCAGUGGCCUGGUCUCGGGCAAGAUGGAGGUGGUGGAGGUGCUUCUGUGGGCCAAGAAAGACGUCGACGAGCUGAUGAACGCCAACUUCAUGCCCGCGAAUCUUCUAAGGAGCUCACUUGGGAGGAACGCAUCCGAAAAGGAGCUGUACAGAAAGAGCGCGUUGAGCAGCGAGGUUUGGAAAGGCCUGAGAGGACCGAGCGUGAUGGGCGUGAGAACAACUCUGGAAACGUUCGUCACAAAGGUCAACGUGGCGGUCGAUAUGGAGUGCCUUCAAGAUCUGAUCGUUUAGGAAGGGAAACAAUACUUUCUCCAAUCCUAGGAGAUCGAGAUGAUUAUCCAUGUCGUAAUGGUCAAACCAUACGAUCUACACGAGGAAAUCGCACAGUGGAAAGGACUAUUCACCACGACAUCGGGGCAAGGAUAGUUCCAAUGCGUGUACCGCAAUACUACAGUCAUGGAGUCCCACUGUUUAUGGCUCGUGGGGCGUACUAUCGUGCAGGACCUCCUCCAGUAGUUUGUAUUCCGCAACAGGAUCAACGUUUUCGAAACACAUGGCUUGAUGCUAGUCUUGGUAUCAACUACCCGUCUGUUCAAAUGGUUGAUUAUUCGUACACUCCUUGCUGUGGUGUGUAUCGUACACGGCCAACUUCUGGUGGGCGGAGCGGCUGUCGCUAUGCGUCCAAUAAUCUUUGUAAGGAGAACGUAAACGCUCAGUGCAACGAACAAACAUCCAUCGAAACAGAUCAAAGCAGAAGGGCUCAAAGUGCUGUUGAGAAUAACGACUUAUCGAAAGCUGAUGAGGAGGACUGGGAUGCUGAAAUUAAAGAGCAGAAGCGGAGUCGUUGGCCUCGUAAUAGUGGUCAUGGUACUAUUCCAUCUGGUGAUAACCUAAUGGCCAGUGUGUCUGGUGUGAAAAUGCAGUACAGCCGAAUGUAUAUACCCAAAAUAGGAGGCGUUGUGGUGGGACGUAUUGCAGGCAUUCAAAGGGCUCGAUGGAAGGUAUUUGAUUCCGAUGUUCUUGAUGAGGUCGCUAUGUCAAAGCAUCUCGUGGUAGGUGAUAUGCUUAGUGCAGAGGUUCAGCAAAUACGAACGCGAGGGCAGUUACAACUUCAUACAAGGAAUAUAAAUAUGGUGCUCCCAUUAGACAAGCGUAAAGUUUUGGUAAGGAUUGCUGCUUGCAUGCGAAUGCUCGCCAAGAAUCUUAUUGCCAUGUGUGAUGUAACGCUCAUGUCAGCCUAUAGCGUGACGUUGACAGACAAGGUGAAGGACAUGGCGCGUCCUGAGAUUUCUUCGGUACUCGUGCCAAGAAUAACAGAUUUGAUAGCGGCUGAAGAAAAGCGACGCGCGCUGGAAAAAGAUAGAGCGGAAGCUGCUAGAAAAUGA
This is a messenger RNA of Haemonchus placei, 1764 nucleotides long. The record is from the annotation of a GenBank genome assembly. NCBI's taxonomy places the organism in Eukaryota, Metazoa, Nematoda, Chromadorea, Rhabditida, Trichostrongylidae.